CAGGUCCUUACCUGGAGCGCGAGCGACAGGACUGAACACGUUAUACCUGUAAUUAUUACUGACGUAAACAGUCCGUCAGGUAAAGGUGAUAUUUGGACGGAGAAACAAGCAAGGUUUUACAAUGAGGCCGAACAGGAGUCGAACACGUCUUACCAGUACCUUGGAUCAUGUGGUGACCCCGUCUGUCAGGAAAUCGCUUCUCCGAGAUUUCAUGACAUGCGAUGUCCAAGAGCAGGAAGAAGAAAGCGGGAUGCAGGUAACGAUGGUUACCGAUGAGUCUGGAUCUCUUGAAUUAGGCCAUCUGAGCCUGGACGAACUGGACGCUGUGUCAAAAUCGCCAGUAUCGCCCAUACCGAAAACACCGGAAGCGUUUAAUGGCAGCUGUCUGGAAUUACUUGCUCCUCGAAAAAGCCAACAGGAUAGCUUGGAAGAGCGAACAGCAACCAUAACGGGCCCUAACCAGAGAUUACCACGAGUGAGACGAAGUUUGUCGUUCGGGGCCAUGCCUGAGGUUAAUCUCCCCUCUCAAGAGACAGAUCAUUCCGACAUUCGGGCAAUGGUAGAAAUGCUGUCCGACAACGACUUUCUGAUCGGGGACGGAAGUGCGUCACACCAUUUAACUACAGUGGCGGGAAAACACAUCGGUAUCAAGUGUGUCAGCUCUAACAUACUGUCGGAGACCAUACGGAACAAGGACAAGAGGGAACAGAUCAGGCUUGUUGACUGUCGAUACCCAUACGAGUACACCGGCGGACACAUCCAGGGUGCUGAGUGUCUGUACAGCCAAGAGCAAAUCCUCAAUCUGCUGGAGGAGGGGUCAAGGUCAGCAGAGAGCGGAAGAACGCCUCACAAACUCGUCUUUUACUGCGAAUUCUCCUCAGUACGGGCGCCCUCUAUGUACCGGUUUCUCAGAGAAAAGGACCGCGCGCUCAACAGAGACAAGUACCCGUCCCUUAUCUACCCAGAGAUCUACCUCCUGGACGGUGGCUACCAAGCGUUCUUCCAGUCAUUCAAGGAACUCUGCACACCAUCGUCUUACGUGCCAAUGCGUUCACAGUCUCAUCUCGACGACCUACGUCAUUUCCGGGCAAAGUCAAAGUCCUGGACAGCGGGAGAAAAGAGGCGGCUAUAUUUAAAAUGUUUGCGACUUUGACGUUCGAAUAAGAACGUCUCAUGUGAUUUUUAUUGUGUUCAUAUUUAUGAAAUGUUUUGUUAUCUUAUUUUGUUAAAUAAAUAUACAUGCAAAGUGUCAAAGGACAUUAUCUGUGAACGAAUCGUUGAUACAAAUUGUACAAUAUACAUAUUUGAUGAAUGUCCGAGCCAAGUUGAUUUAGAAUACAUUACAUAUUUUGAAGACAAAAAACUUCAUCUUCCAUCUCUAAUAUCUUCUUAUAAUGUUUCUCUGAAAUGCAUAUGUUAGCUUUACGAUACUCGCACUAUGUGAAUUAGUUUGUAUGACAAUAAGUAGCAGGCCAUACACCAGAGGACCUCUGUUGACUAUUAGGACUGACCUAAUGUUAACACAGCAGCAACUGGCUAAAUAGCACGACUCUUGAAAAGACCUUCAUUCGCACAUUGUGUGCCAUUCCUGUCCACGAGGACCCGAUAAUUUAUUACAGUCUACUUGUAGGCCUAUUUGGAUCUUCCCUAUUAUUUAAUAGCACAUUUCAUAUUUGAAUAAUUGUCGAUAAUUAAGAGAUAAAAUUAAGUCAAUAAAUUCACGAAAUCUGGCGUUUUAGGGGGCUAAAAUUAAAAUUCUGUAAAAAUGGUGUAGUGUUCAUUAUAUACCGGGAGUGUCAUUUUUACCGAAUUUAGCCCUCUUCAAAAUGUCUGAAAAUGUGCUAUACACACUACGGAAGGU
This is a messenger RNA of Pecten maximus, 1861 nucleotides long. Its product is annotated as M-phase inducer phosphatase-like. Gene Ontology annotation, biological process: positive regulation of G2/MI transition of meiotic cell cycle; G2/M transition of mitotic cell cycle; protein dephosphorylation. The transcript has 9 exons. Bases 122 to 1153 code for a protein of 343 amino acids. Gene Ontology annotation, molecular function: protein tyrosine phosphatase activity. NCBI's taxonomy places the organism in Eukaryota, Metazoa, Mollusca, Bivalvia, Pectinida, Pectinidae. Gene Ontology annotation, cellular component: cytoplasm; nucleus. The record is from RefSeq and is a predicted model, not a curated record.